GAGCUCCACUGGAAAGAUAAUUCCACGAAACAUACCUCCGGCUGUUGAAAAUGUCGAGAGAAUAUUAAUUACUACAUCGUCAUAGACACAUACGACGUGUGUAACAUAAUUCAAAAAUAGAGUAAAAACCCUCGCUUUUCGCGAAAAAUCGAAUACGUUACCGGUGGACUAUUACAAAUUUUCGAGUUUCUAGCCGUUUAUUUGAAGUGAAAAUUUGUGGGCAUAUGUUGUCAUGGAUGAAAAAACUAAUUGUAAAUUUCUUCAAUGAAAUUAUAUUUAUUACAAUCACCGAUUACGAUAAAUACGCUAAACACACGUGAUGAUAUCAUAGACCCACAGGUAUAUAAAAUAUAUUUAUUUUAAGUUUAUUUUAUAUAUCUGUGCAUAGACCUUAUACAAACUAUAACUAUAGGUCAAUGAAUGAUAUUAACUUUAACUGUUUAUCAGGAUCUCAAAAUACAAACUAUUUACUAACAUUAUGCAUAUAGCAUGUAUACUAUUAUAAUAGUGUUUUAGUUUGUAGUAUUGUAGUUUUAUGUUCAACUAAUAACUAUUAACAAAUAAUAUAUUAUUUAUCCGUAACAUUUGGCGAUGAUUAUUGAAUAAUAUCUCCCAAGUCAUAAAUGAACAGAAGUCAAUAAUUCAGUAUUCAAAUAAACUGACAGUAUUAAGGUUAAAUUGUAUAAAAUGUUUAAUUUUAAGCAUUUGUAAACUUCAGUCUGAACAACGACGUUUUUAACCCGAGAAUUGAGAUGACAAACGACACUGCAAAUUUCACUAUGUUUUCUACUAACACUGUAAAAGUCAAGUGUGACUGGCAGUCAAACGUUUGUGGAAUGGACAUCGAACACUGUGUUGUGGCCCGUCCAAAACAAUCUGACAUCGAUACCAAAACACUUGAUAUAUUGCAAUUAAUAACAGAAUUUGAUUGCAAGAGCGUGAAUUUUGAGAAGCCUGAACAUCAAAGUGACUUAUUCAUAAAUAUAAACUGUGAACCGACGCAUGUAAUAGAUAGAGUAGCUGUGUGUUCUGAGGCCAGAAUCAUAGAACUGUUUGGGAAGACUGGAGAAUAUGUGUCUAUACAUCAGUCUAUAAGUCACAGUGAUUUUGAUGGAGUUCAAAUGUACUCUCAUUUGAUACCCAUUGACAGUACAGAAUGUGCUUUAAAAUUAAAACAAUUUAAUAAUUCAGAUUUCAUUUGGAUUUUUGGCAUAAUUAUUUAUUUAACCGAGGUGAAAGAACAUUCUAACAAAUUCUUGGGUCCUAUAAAUAUGCAGAAUGUUCAACAUUUGUUAGAGUCAAAACCAUUAGACUUAAAUGCUUUAAAACUGUUUUCUAUGUUAAGCCUUAAACAAUCACAAUCAAUUAAUAAUGAUGUUUUAAUGUCUAUUUUUAAUAAUAUGGAUAAUUCCAAAUUUUCAAAUAGUGAUCCAGAAGGUGGUGAAUUCAAAUUGGUUAGUUUCAAACAAUUCGAAGAAAAAGUAGAGCACCGACUUCAAAGUAUGGCUGUUCAAAUGAAUACAAUUGAGAAUAAAAUUGAAACAUUAAAUAAAAAGUUUGAUUUGUUGAUAAGCGCAUUACAUGAUAAAAAUAUUAUAUUGUGAUAUUAUGUUUUGUCUAAAAUGUUUAAAUGUUACUUUAAUCCACAAACUAUGACAAAACCGAAGAUAAAAUUUUAAUUCUAUUUUGUCUUGGUUGUACUGGUUUGUAUUGUUUUUAAAUGUAUAUUUUUAUUUUAUUGUAUAAACAGACUGAUAUAUUUAACAUAAAAAAUUAAUAA
Messenger RNA from Rhopalosiphum maidis (corn leaf aphid), 1780 nucleotides. RefSeq lists its product as uncharacterized. Lineage: Eukaryota; Metazoa; Arthropoda; Insecta; Hemiptera; Aphididae. The coding region runs from base 753 to 1604 and encodes 283 amino acids. The record is from RefSeq and is a predicted model, not a curated record. The transcript is spliced from 3 exons.